UGGAGCUGUCACUAAGAUCUGCCACACUUGAUCAUGAAAGUCGGGCAUGAUUCCAGUGCUACCACUUCGGUCUUGUCCAUCCAUUCGUCUUGAUAGAUGCGCCAGAGCUGGUGAGUCCUAACAUCGCCGGCGAGCUCUGUGUCACGUCUUCACUUGAGUUCUCUUGGUCAACCAUCCUUCCUCUGCCUGUUCUUCCACUAUACUCCUGCUCGACUAUUACUGCCCAAGAAUCUGCUCGUUGUCCGUCACCACGCAAGCUUAAUCUGCGACAUGGCCGGUCAAACGGGCACUAAACGGGAUGCUGAUCAUCUCAAAAACUCAGCCGCGGACCGCAAAAAGCCCAGGGCAAACGGUAGCAUCACGUCUUUCUUUGGUGUUCCAAAACGCACAGUUUCGGUUGAAGCCACACCAUUGACUGGACCGUCCUUGAACUUUGACAAACAGAAAUGGGUGGCAUCAUUAUCCCCUGAGCAGAAGGAGCUCCUUCAGCUCGAAAUUGAAACUCUAGAUGAGAGCUGGCUGGCACAGCUCAAGGAAGAGGUAGUGAAGCCCGAAUUCCUAGCUUUGAAGCGUUUUCUGCAAAAAGAAAAACGGUCAGGGACUAAAAUCUUUCCCCCCGAGGAGGAAGUCUACUCUUGGUCCCGCCACACCCCUCUGCACAAGGUCAAAGUCGUCGUCAUCGGGCAGGAUCCUUACCACAAUCAUAACCAGGCUCACGGUCUGGCCUUUUCCGUCCGGCCGCCAACCCCAGCUCCUCCGUCCCUUGUCAAUAUCUAUACUGGUAUCAAGAACGACUACCCCUCUUUCCAGAGACCGCCAAACAAAGGUGGUCUUCUGACCCCCUGGGCCGAUCGGGGGGUACUUUUACUCAACACAUGCCUGACAGUUCGCGCACAUCAAGCCGCUAGUCACUCAAAUAAGGGAUGGGAACAAUUUACUCAGAAGGUCAUUGACUUGGUGGCCCGAGUGCGUACUCGUGGUGUUGUGUUCUUGGCAUGGGGUACACCGGCCGGGAAGCGAGUGACAGGCAUUAAUAGAGAGAAACAUUGCGUCCUGCAAUCGGUCCACCCUAGUCCGUUGAGCGCAUCUAGGGGCUUUUUCACCAACCAACAUUUCAAGAAAUGCAACGACUGGCUUUCCGAACGGUAUGGAUUGGACGAGACCAUCGACUGGAGUUUAAGCUCAAAAAAUAAGACAAGUAACCCUCUCGCCGACAUCCAGGCUCCUGCUUCAAAUGAGUCAAACGAUAAUGAAGGCCUGGCGGUGAUAUCCCCCGGCUUUCCCACAGAGCAAGCGCUUCGUGAUGAUUUGAAGAACCCCUAUCCGACCGAACACGUCGAUGAGUUCGAUGAGGACUUAGAUGCACUGGAAGUUUUGGCGGCAGCAGACUCAGCCACUUGAGCUCCAGGGACGGUAGCGGUUUUUGGUUUCAUCUCGUUAUGCUCUUUUUACUGGGAUAUCUCUGCCAAAGCCAGAAGAUUCAUGCAGUCGUACUAGUCAGCAUUUGCUUUGUCAUUCCAGGUUGACAAGUGUAGACCAGAAUUUGGGAUCGCAAUAUGGAUAGUUGUGUGGUGCAUUGAGGGAGUAAUUCGAGUUUGUAAGCAAUGACCUCUCACGCCAGAUAUGGGCCUUACUACGUUGUUCUGCUGCAUAUUUCCGGGACGGUGCCGGACGACUAUGUCAGAUGGCGACGCACGGAAAUGAAUCCAUGAUACAGACCAGCUUGACUGUCAGUCACGUGCUACUGCAUAACUGCCUCUUACUCG
Aspergillus homomorphus CBS 101889 is the source of this 1766-nucleotide messenger RNA. Its product is annotated as uracil-DNA glycosylase. Gene Ontology annotation, cellular component: nucleus; mitochondrion. Bases 271 to 1401 code for a protein of 376 amino acids. NCBI's taxonomy places the organism in Eukaryota, Fungi, Ascomycota, Eurotiomycetes, Eurotiales, Aspergillaceae. The record is from RefSeq and is a predicted model, not a curated record. The transcript is spliced from 3 exons. Gene Ontology annotation, molecular function: uracil DNA N-glycosylase activity. Gene Ontology annotation, biological process: base-excision repair, AP site formation via deaminated base removal; base-excision repair.